CGCGGCGCGGAGAGGCGUUGCUCUCGCGAGAGCGCGGAGGCGCGCGGCCAACGGCGGCCGCUCCCCAUAAAAAGAGGGACGCGGCCCGGCCCCCGCACUCUGCGGCGGCGCGCGAGAUCGCUGGCGGCGGUGGUGAGGGCGGGCUCCUUCCUGGGCUCUGUAAGAUUCAAGACCUGAAAAAAUGGCAUUAGCAGCAAUUGAUCCACAACAGAACAUUGUAUCGAGGGUAGCAAACCUUCCUUUGGUGAGCUCCACCUAUGAUAUGGUGUCCACAGCCUACAUCACCACAAAAGAUAACCAUCCCUACUUGAAGUCAAUGUGUGAGAUAGCAGAGAAGGGAGUGAAGACAAUUACUUCAGUAGCCAUGACUAGUGCUAUGCCUAUCAUCCAGAAACUGGAACCACAAAUUGUGGUUGCCAACAACUAUGCAUGUAUAGGUCUUGAUAAAAUUGAAGAGAGACUUCCUAUACUGAAUCAACCCACUGACAAGGUUGUUGCCAAUGCUAAGGGCGUAGUUGUUGGAGCCAGAGAAGUUGUAACAACUACUGUGACUGGUGCCAAGGAAACUGUUGCUCACAAAAUCACUGGAGUUGUGGGCAAGACUAAAGAAGCAGUGCAAGACAGUGUAGAAAUGACUAAGUCUGUUGUAAAUGGUGGCAUUAACACUGUCUUGGGAAGUCGUGUGGUGCAAAUGGUGAGCAGUGGAAUGGACAGUGCUCUCACUAAAUCGGAGACCCUUGUAGACCAGUACCUCCCACUUACGGAAGCAGAACUAGAAAGAGAAGCUGCGAAAGUUGAAGGUUUUGAAGUUGGAGUUCAAAAGCCAAGUUACUAUGUUCGACUAGGAUCUCUGUCUUCAAAGUUCCGUGCACGUGCCUACCAGCAAGCCUUAAACAAAGUGAGAGAUGCUAAACAGAAAACCCAGGAGACAAUUUCUCAGCUCCACAACACUGUUAGUCUGAUCGAGUAUGCCAGAAAGAACAUGAAUAGUGCCAAUCAGAAACUUCUUGGUGCUCAGGAAAAGCUUUAUCAAUCCUGGGUAGAAUGGAAGAAAAAUACAGGUCAAAAUGAUGGUGAUGAAUCGCAUAGUGCUGAGCACAUUGAGUCAAGAACUCUAGCUAUUGCGCAGAGCCUCACUCAGCAGCUUCAGACCACCUGCCUCACACUGGUUACAAGCAUUCAGGGGCUGCCACAGAGUGUGCAGGAUCAGGUUUACAGUGUUCGCUCAAUGGCUGGUGAUGUCUACGAAAUCUUCCGAUCAGCAUCCUCCUUCCAGGAACUAUCAGACAGCUUUCUUACUACUAGCAAAGGACAGCUGAAGAAAAUGAAGGAGUCUCUGGAUGAUGUGAUGGAUUAUCUUGUUAACAACACACCACUCAACUGGCUGGUAGGUCCAUUUUACCCACAACUGCCUGGCACUCAGCAUGCUGAGAACGAAGGUGAAGGGGAGAAAAAUUCCAGCCAGGAAGACAAACAGCUUGAACACAAUAUUGAGUAAACUGCACAGCAUGUGUGUACCCCGCAGACCAGCCAAACAAGUGACGUUUAACAACUGUAGCUGUCAAAAAGCCUUUGAGAAAAAACUUGGGGUGGUGAGAAGAGACUCUCUCUCACAAAUGAGUUGUAAAGCUAUUCUUAAACAUGUGAUUAAGUGCCUAAAAAUUGGCAGCUUACAGUUGUCAAGAUGCCUUGUUUGUCUGUGAAGUCAAGAAACCUCACCUUGCUUAUUAACGGUACUAAUAGUCUUACUCUAGAUAUAUUGCAAUUAAAAGCAUUUCAUUUGUUGUUUAAUUUCUUAUUAGAAUAGUCAUAGAAUGGCUUGGGUUGGAAAGAAUUUCAAGGAUCAUCAGGUUGCAAGCCUCCUGCUGCAGGAAGGGUUGCCAACUGCUAGAUCAAGCACUAGACCAUAUUGCCUGGGGCCACAUCCAACCUGGCCUUGAAUGCUUCUGGGAUGAGCCAUCCACAAUCUCUCUGGACAACCUGUUCCAGGGCCUCACCCACCCUCUCAGAGGAAAAACUUCCCCUGGCAUCUAGUCUAAAUCUUUCCUCCUUUAGUUUAAAACCAUCCCCUCUUGUCCUAUCACUAUCUACUGGUGUAAAAAAAAAAAGUUGAUUUCCCUUCUGUUUAUAAUCCCUGCCUUUAAGUACUGGUAGGCCAUAACAAGGUCUCCUCAUAGCUUUCUCCAGACUGAACAAGCCCAGCUUCUUCAGCCUGCCUUCAUAUGAGAGGUGCUCCCAUCCUCUGAUCAUCUUUGUGGCCCUCCUCCAGACCAUCUCUAAAAGCUCAAUAUCUUCCCUGUGCUGGAGGCCCCAGACCUGGCCACAGUAUGCCAUGUGGGACCUCAUAAGGGCAGAGUAGAGAAGGAUGCUAACCUCCCUCACCCUGCUGACUACCACUCUUCUCAUGGAGCCCAGAGUACCGUUUGCCUUUCAGGCUGCAAGGGCACACUGUUGGCUCAUGCUAAGUUUUUCAUCUACCAGGACCCCUCAAUCCUUCUUGACAGAGCUACUUUCAAGAAGUUCUCGCAGUCUAUAUACAUAUCUGGGAUUACCCAAGUGCAAAACCUUGCACUUUGCUUUGUUGAGCUUCGUUAAGUUCACAGGGGCCCGCCUUUCAAGUUUGAGGUCUGUCUGGAUGACAUCCCUUUCUUCUGCCAUAUCAACUGCACAGUUGGUGUCAUCAGCAAACUUGCUAAGGGUGCACUUGAUCCAAUCAUCUAUGUUGCUGAUAAAGAUGUUAAAAAGUACUUGUCCUAAGACAGACCCUUGGGGAAUGCCACUCAUUGCUAGCUUCCACCCGGACAUAGAGCCAUUGACCAUAACCCUCUGGUUGUGACCUUCCAACCAAGCCCUUAUCUACCAAAUAGUUCACCCUUCAAAUCCAUAUCUCUCCAAUUUAGAGAUAAGGAUGUGAUGGGAGGCCAUGUUGAAGGCCUUGCAGAAGUCCAGCAUGUAAUAGCCUUACAUGCUAUGAAAUGCAUUUAAAAGCUUUGCAUUCUAGCUAGGUAUACUUAGAUUCUGUAUUUGCUGAAGAUUAUGCAUCUGAUUAUUAUUUUCUAUCUGGUUGUCUCAAAUGAACUGCUGCAUAAUUCAUGAAAAUAAGUGCAGAAAUCCAAAGCUGGAAGUGGGGAUUCUGACUGAGUCAGCUGGAGUUACUUAAAUGCUGUGCCAGUGCUCGUACUAACACUACAAUUGUAUUACACAGCAACUUGACUAAAUCAUUAUCAAAGUGUAUUUUUCUUAACACAGUAUUAAGACAAGAUUCAUGCUGUUUGUACCCAGGUGCCUGCUGUUGUAUGCUUUUUUUUUGUAGCCAACGUUUUGUAAUUCAUUUUGUACCUUAGUAAUAAAUGCUUCAGUAGCCAAAGUCUGUCUCCAUUUGAAUGGUGUGCAAAACAUGUAACUUGCUGUUCUGUGACUCCUUCAAACUGGGUCUGAGAGAAAGCAAGCUUGCAAUGCAAAAGUAGACAUUAAAAAUGUGUUUGUGUGUGUAUAUAUGUGUAUAGAUAAGUAAUGCUGCAGCAUUUUCUUCCUCCUUUUGAGUUCCUUUGUACCCUUCCAUUCAGUCUUUGCUUGACUGUUGCAUUUUUUUUUGGUGCUUAUUGUUACCUGCCUUUAAUGAUCUAGGCUGUGAACUUGCUGAUGGCCUUACAGUGACUAGAAAGGAUAUAGACAAAAGUCAACAUAACAUUCCCUUCCCUUUAGGUGUUUUUUGUGUAUGAGACUCCCAGCUACCUGCUUUGACUGCUGGCUCCUUGUAACCAGUAUAAAUUAUUAAUUUCUUUAACUUUAUGUACCCUCUUCUGAACCUGACAAAUAUGAAUUUAACACUUAAAACUUUGGAGUUGUUCACCAUUAAGUCUUGUGAUUCCUUACUCUGGAAGGGAAUUACUGUCACCCAGAAAAAAGCUUCCUUGGUUUAGAGCUCUCCAGGUAAAUUUUGUGCUCUGUGCAUUGCAGUCAUUUAAUGUAGCAAUGAUGGUCUUGGCUUCAAGGAGGUCAUCAAAUAGUGUGAUGCAAAACUGGAGUUUAAAGUAAGUCUGUCACCUAGUCAGAGAUACGUAUAGGUGGCACGUUGAUACAUGGAGCAAUCCCUCCUUCCUUGUAUGGUUAUGAGCACUAAAGCAACUUGUAUACAGUCUAGUCUUCUUGUGGGAUUGGACUAGAACUUUUUGAAUGUUUACAGUCUUGUUUACUGUAUUUUUUAAUGACUGAGGACUGUAGAUCAAGAUUCCAAAUCAUAUCAGAUAAGAUAUGUAAAUGGCUCACUGUCUGAGGACUGAGAAGUAAACAGUAGCAGUUGAUAUUACUGCAACAGUAAUAUCUUUCUGUUCUGCCUUAAGUUGCACUGCGGGAUGAUAUUCUUUUAGAAGGUUGUCUAGCUUCAUUAAUUACCAGCAAGAAGACAAAAUAGAAAGCAAGUCAAGUCCUGAGAAAUAUUAAUCUCACCAUGUAUUGUUGGGUAGUUUCUGUGUCAGUUAUUUUGACUUUUUACAGCUGAACUACAAGUGGUGUCCAUGAACAGGAAUGUCUGGUUAGGUAUUUACAUGAUGUUUGGGCUGGCAGUCUUUCGUACCACAACACUGUACAAAAAUUUCGUAUCAUUCUACUGAGGAUUCUUUUUUAACUUGCAUAGAAAGUAAGUGUACAGAAUAUUAAGGAAUUAGGAACACUUGGUGGAAGAGAGGCUAAAUAAUAGUGAAGUAAUAUGUUCCUGAUUUAUUAUAUUAAAUACAAGUCCUUGGAUUUAAAUUAUUAGAUUUUUCCUAAUGAUGAGCACUCAGUGCUUGAACUGAACCGCAGCACUAACUGGUGUGGAUGUGUUCUUGCUGGUAAUCUAGAUAGCUUAUCCUUGGACUCUACUGUAAUUACAAGACUCCAAAUAAAAUUUGGUGCCUUUUCUAGCACAGCUAGAAAGAAUGUCUACUAAACAGUCAUAUUUUUGCAAUAGCAUAUGAAAACCUGUGGACUGAAAUUGACUGACAUUCUAAUAACUGCUGAAAACUCAAAUGGAAGGAGGAAAGCCUAAAGUAUUAACAAGAGCCUACUCAUAAGUUGUCCCUGUAAUUUUACUUGUUUCUUCAUUAUUGGAUAUAUCAAACAGUUCAGAUACACUACACAGAAACUUAGAAUCAUCAAUUUAGAAUACUUUUAAUUCAAAAAACACAUGAGUGUUCUGUUUGGGCUAGACAGCUCUGACAUCUUACAGAAUCAUAGACUUGCUUGGGUUGGAAGAGACCUCAAAUAUGUUCUUUGAUUCAUACUAGUUGAAACUUCCUUUUUCACUUUCCAAUCUCAUUUAACAGAGAGCUGUUAUAUUGUUACUUAUCAUAGGCUGAAAAGUGUUAAACACAAGCAUUCACAAAAAAACUCCACCUAGUAUGAAAGUUUCACAAGCAUAUCAGUAGCAGCAUACAUAUUGGCAAAAUCCAAAUUACAAGAUUUGUGUAAGCAAGGGACUUGCUGGGUAACAGCUAGUUUGCCUCAAACUGAAAAAAAUGUGGAAAGCUUUUUGAAAUCUGUUUUGAAAGCUGUUUGAGAUCUCUUCUGUAGAUCACGAUUUCUUGUAGUAUUUUCUAAACUGAAGCUUAUAGUAAUACUAUGGAGCUAAUGAAAUAGUGAAAGAAUUUAGGAACAACUGAUGGAUCAUAUCUGUGUUUUAAAAAUAAACAGCUCUUCAGUUAAAGCAAAAAAAAAAAAAAUAACAAAAAAACAACCAAAAUAACCCUCAUCUAAGCCAG
Messenger RNA from Numida meleagris (helmeted guineafowl), 5741 nucleotides. RefSeq names its product perilipin 2 (gene PLIN2). Gene Ontology annotation, biological process: lipid storage; positive regulation of triglyceride storage. The transcript is spliced from 8 exons. Lineage: Eukaryota; Metazoa; Chordata; Aves; Galliformes; Numididae. The coding region runs from base 182 to 1498 and encodes 438 amino acids. The record is from RefSeq and is a predicted model, not a curated record. Gene Ontology annotation, cellular component: cytosol; lipid droplet.